AGAUGGCCGGGGAAGGCGGGAGCGGCGGAGUGGCGCGGAGCGGCGGAGGCCGCGGCGUUGUGAUUUCAGACAAUUGGCCUGGAUACAGUCUGGAUUUGUUCACUUAUCCUCAGCACUACUAUGGAGAUCUGGAAUAUGUGCUCAUACCACAUGGCAUUAUUGUUGACAGGACAGAACGAUUGGCCAAAGAUAUUAUGCAAGAUAUUGGAGACAAUGAUAUUGUGGUUCUCUGUGUCCUCAAAGGUGGCUACAAGUUCUGUGCUGACCUUGUGGAGCACAUUAAAAAUCUCAGCAGAAAUUCAGAAAGGUUCAUCUCUAUGAAAGUCGAUUUUGUUAGACUGAAAAGUUACCACAAUGAUCAGUCUAUGCAAGAUAUGCAGAUAAUGGGAGGAGAUGAUCUUUCAAAGCUGACUGGGAAGAAUGUCCUCAUUGUGGAGGAUAUUGUUGGAACUGGAAGGACUAUGAAGGUUCUGCUGAAUAAUAUAGAAAAAUACAAGCCAAAAAUGAUUAAAGUGGCAAGUUUGUUGGUGAAAAGAACAUCUCGGCCUGAUGGGUACAGACCAGAUUAUUAUGGAUUUGAAAUUCCAGAUUUAUUUGUGGUAGGUUACGCCUUAGACUACAACGAGCAUUUCAGAGAUCUAAACCACAUAUGUGUUAUCAAUGAUCAUGGCAAAGCAAAAUACAGAGUCUGAAGCAGUAACAUCCUCGCCUGAAGAUUUGUAAGGUCAGUGAAGCAGCAAUUUGACUACACUCCCUCAAGCAUCUCCCAGAAGAGCACUUCAACUGGCUUGUGUUUCUUUCAACUCAAUAUAAGGGGUUUACUCUAGAGAUACUGAUUAAUAUUUACAGAAGUGAGAGAGCUUUUAUCUAAAAUGUGGAGUAGAGGGCUUUUAAAGCUAUACCUUUUUGAAGUAUUAAAAUCACAACGUAAGUUGCCUUUUGACUCAUAAUUUGUCUGUUUCAAGUCUCACUGUGAAAGCAUCUUUUCUUUGCUCAGUCCAUCAUUCUAUCAUUGCAAGUCAUGUACCUCACCGUGUUGCAUAAGAUCAUUCAAAAGUGCCAUACUGUGUUAAGAUUAUUUUACAGAAUUUUACUGACUUCAGCCUCCCUUUAGCUUUAGUCAGAUGUGCUGCUGCCAGAUUGAAACCCUUAUUUUGAUUUAAUUCCACAAUUCAAAAGUUUCAGCUGACACUGUAUGUUAUAUGGUCCAUUUAUGUAUGAGCUGGUCCAUGUCUAGCAGCUCAUUACUGCCUCAUCCUAACAGAAGUUUUAACUCUCAGAAUGUGCUAAAUUAGAGUGCUGGUACAAAAUGAACCUCUGCAAGACACUGUUGAUCUGAAACUGGAAGAUGCCAUGGCGUUGGUAUAUGGCAUAGCCAGGGAUGUAACCUGUUGAAUGUGUUGAAUUUUAAUCAAGACAAAACAAUGCCAGGCAUUGUUUCUGCAGGACACAAACGAGUGAGAAAAAUAACAUAGUGUUCUCCUGUGAGUAUAUUCUUAAUUAAACCUCAUUAAGCACAAAGGUUUAAUGCCAGUCAGAUAAUUACUCACUUAUGAUUUGAUUUUUGUAGCAUGUACAAGUUGAGAUUUUUUGUAACCAGAUUUGACAGUGUUGGAGAAGACAAAAAAGAAAAAAACUGAUAGGAAAACAUAGAAAAGCAGUUAAUGCAGGAAUACUGUAGACUCUAGAGGUUAUUUCCUUCCCUUGUACAUAGUGUUUGAAGUACUUUAUUAAUUUACAUGCUGUAUUAAGGGUGAAAAGAUUAAUUCCAUACUGUAUGUAGUUGUUGCCAUCAACUUUCCAAGGGAAGCCAAUACAAAGUAAGUAGGUGUACAUCAGUGGCUCUGAACUAUAAGAUGUCAAUUGUUGUAAGAGGCUUCAGGUUCCUUUAAACUAAUAAAAUAACAUUAAGAACA
Messenger RNA from Melopsittacus undulatus (budgerigar), 1916 nucleotides. It is a transcript of the gene PRTFDC1, whose product is annotated as phosphoribosyl transferase domain containing 1. NCBI's taxonomy places the organism in Eukaryota, Metazoa, Chordata, Aves, Psittaciformes, Psittaculidae. The record is from RefSeq and is a predicted model, not a curated record. The transcript is spliced from 9 exons. Gene Ontology annotation, cellular component: cytosol. Gene Ontology annotation, molecular function: hypoxanthine phosphoribosyltransferase activity. The coding region runs from base 3 to 692 and encodes 229 amino acids. Gene Ontology annotation, biological process: purine ribonucleoside salvage.